ACUUGAGUCCAAGACGGUGUGAACGCGAACGUGUCUUGAUCGGAUCGACGCAUCGACCGAUUGCACCGAUAAGUGGCUAAAAACAUUUAACAGUACGAAACUUGAAGCGGCAAAAUGCUCCACCUUACACAAACACGAGUAAUCAGAUGGUUCUAUCUAACAUUGUUGCUUCUGCUACUAUGCUGGAACAGCUUGAUCGAAUGCCGAAAGCAACACACGCACACUAAUGAAGCUGACCGUGAACUCACGAGUUUUGAAGAAGAUGGUGGUGGUGGAGGCGGAGGUAAUAUCGGAAAUGGCCAUCGUCGAGGGCAUCGUAAAAAACAUCAUCAUCGUCAGCAUCACGAGGACAAUCAGCUCUCAUUGUGGAUCAAUGAGCAACAGUUGAAUAUGUUAAGUGCACUUUUCUUUCCACAAGGCUUUGCGCAUGGUCGCAUAUAUGCCAUCGAAAAUGGUGAAGUUCUGAACGAUUUGAGGGAAAUUAACAUCUAUAAAUACUUGAUUAUACCCGCCGAAGUAAAUUACGUGAAUUUCACGUGGAAGUCGGGUAGCAGAAAAUAUUUUUACCAUUUCGAUCGGUUGCAAACGCUGGACGAUAAUAUUCUAAGAGCUCCUACGUUAUCGAUUAAAACGAAAGGACGAAUACCGGCAGAAGAAAAAAAUUUCAGUAUUUUCCUGCCUUGUGCCGGUAAUAACUCAGGUACGGCCAUGUUCAAUAUCGGCUUGUCCAUACAAAAUCGUCGGGGGAAGCCGUUGCCUGGCACACCAAUACGCUUAAAUUUUAAAAAGGAAUGCGCACAUAGAGGUAACGCUACCAUCUCUACACUAACAUCUCCGCAAGGUCCCGAUCCCGAAUGUAAUUUGAAAUGUGGCGAUAAUGGAUUUUGUAAUCAUCAUAAAAUUUGCCAGUGCAAAGCUGGCUACACGGGUCAGUACUGUCAGGCGGCAUUUUGUUUUCCGCAAUGCCUAAAUGGCGGCAAUUGCACAGCGCCAUCGGUGUGCACCUGUCCUGAUGGCUACCAAGGCACUCAGUGCGAAGGAGGCAUCUGCACCGAGAAAUGCUUAAAUGGCGGCAAGUGCAUACAAAAGGAUAAAUGCCAGUGUUCCAAAGGAUACUAUGGACUGCGAUGUGAAUAUUCUAAAUGUGUGAUUCCAUGCAAAAAUGGCGGUCGCUGCAUUGGCACCAAUAUUUGCCGCUGUCCAAGCGGGUUGCUCGGUAAUCAUUGCGAAAUCGGUCGUAGGCAGCGUUCGACCUGCAGGCGUCCUUGUAAGCAUGGCGUUUGUAUGCCAAAUAAGACCUGCAAAUGUGAUCCGGGCUUCUAUGGACAGUAUUGCAAUGCAAGAAUAAAAAAACAUCGUAAAAUUCAUAGAUAGGUACAAUGGCCGCAUUGGAAAAAUCCCCCUUUUCUUACUUUUACUACUUUGUCGGAUUUUUAAUGGAUACAAUAGCGGUAUUCACCAGUGAGAGAGUGGCCUGGCAGACUGGUGUCAACAGUCAUCUGCUCUUUUGCUAGAACGCCAGGCCACUGCUCAAUUUGGUGAAUACCACUAAUAAUUUGUAAAUUUUUACUAGAGUGAUAAAUAUACAUAAGUUUACCGUUUUGUUUUUCGUAACGUGCAUGUUUUAAUUGGAGCGCGCAUAGUUAAGGCCAAAGCAUAGAUGUGUAUAUGCGCUCCGGUUGAAACAUACACGUUUUGUAAUCGACGCUUCGCUCGAUGCUUUGCUCGCCUCUCCCGUAUGUUUUUAGCCUAACGCUGAGCUAUCAACAUAUCUUUAUAAAGUAAUGUUUUUUAAACAUAAAUAAUACUACAAUAUUCGUAUGCCCAGUAAAGGCACCUUAGAAUCAUCUAUUUCUAGAAAUGUGAUAAACUUAAAUAAUGAAACAAAAUUUUACUUCGAGGAAGUCUGAAAAUUUCUAAUUUAUAAUUGGAAGUAAGCAUUUUUAUAAAAUAAAAAUAUGUAUGUAUUUAAAAUAACAAUUAAAGUAUGGAUAUAUUUUUCGCGCAUAUUUGUCAAAGAAUUACCCUUAUGAAAGUGCACAUUGUUUGUUUGGGCUUGGGCCACCCCGGAAAACAAAAUAUAUGUAGUACCUACUCUUUCUCUCAAUUAAACCUGCAAUGAAUUUGUUUGAUUUCGUUCUUGCGAUGCACAUGACUUUAGCUGUAUGGCAGCCUCACGUCACGCGCCACCUUUCACCCCAUUUCUGGAGAUUGUGGAGAAAAAAUGUUCUUUAUAUAGUUUUGAUUUCGGGUGCGAUGUGGUCCUCACUUGAGCUGGUAAGAAAGGUAGGUUAAAAUGUUACUUACCUUUGCUCGAAGUGCUGUUUUAUAUAUGUAUAUGUUUUACCUAAGUUUACUUAAAUAUGAAUAAAAGCGUACCUAGAACUCAAUUUGUCCCAAUCAAAGCACUGUGUAUCAGUUAUAAAUGUUUAGGCUGUCGUCUUAAACGCAUCAAUGCAUAGCAUCAGUCUCUUUUAUUCCUAAGUCAUGGCGUACAAUACAAAUAUCCGAUAUGCUCAACCAUAAAGAAAUGCCAACGUUUAAUAAAGCUGCGUUAAUUGGAUACUCUUAUCACCUGUGGUUAAGAAAUAACUCUUUAAUAUCAUUCACCGCAGGAUUGAAAUUAAGAUGUAAUAGUUUUGCUGUGUGGGUUUUUAGUGGUUUUUGUUGUAGCGGCUACUUAGCCCUUUGGAAACUGUAGUGAGUUUGCAGGUAUUUUCCUUGCUCAUUCUUAAAAGAUCCCUGGUUUGAAGUUAUCCCUAGGAUACCCAGAACUGCUGGGUAAUCCUAUACGAUCAUGUAUGGUUGAUCU
This is a messenger RNA of Rhagoletis zephyria (snowberry fruit fly), 2812 nucleotides long. It is a transcript of the gene shf, whose product is annotated as WNT inhibitory factor 1. Gene Ontology annotation, biological process: anatomical structure development. Lineage: Eukaryota; Metazoa; Arthropoda; Insecta; Diptera; Tephritidae. The record is from RefSeq and is a predicted model, not a curated record. Gene Ontology annotation, cellular component: extracellular region; cell surface. Gene Ontology annotation, molecular function: signaling receptor binding.